CAUGAUGGCUUCCUGUGGAGAGCAGCUGUUUUCUGAAAUCGACCAGCUUCGUGUUCAGUUGUUAUCCAGCGUUGGAGUCACGACAGAAAGCCAGCCUGAAGGUGCCGAAGGAGAAAUCUGUCAGGGGGGAAUUUUAUCACGGAUCGAAAGUGUAAUCCUGGGAAUAGUGACCAGUCUGUCCAAAGACAAGGCCCCUGUUCUGGUGCUGCCAAACAGAUCCAGUUGGGCCAAUGUCAGUUUUGACUGCGCCAUUGGGCUUCAGAUGAGUUCAGAACAUUCAGUCACCUCCAUUAAGAGUGACUGUCCUUCAUCUGCGGCUAAAUUCGCUCAGAUUCUCAAGAUCCUCUCUGUCAUCUACAAACUGGUUCAGAGUAACUCGUAUGCAACAAAAAGAGACAUAUAUUACAACGACACGCAGCUGUUCGUGUCACAGAGGUCUGUGGACAGCAUAAUGGACGACAUCUCCUGCAUGCUGAAGGUUCCUCGCAGAUCACUGCAUGUGCUGUCCACAUCUAAGGGCUUAAUCUCAGGUGAUCUGUGCUACUUGGAAGAGGACGGCACAAGGAUCGACUGCCACUCCAGCUCUGCUGUCGUCCCAGUUUCAUCAAACAUCAGCGGCAUUAGAAAUAUCGUAUCAUCAGCUAAAUUUGUCAUGAUAGUCGAGAAGGAUGCGACGUUCCAGAGACUGCUGGAUGACGACUUCUGUACAAAGCUAUCUCCUUGUAUCCUAAUCACAGGUAAAGGUGUGCCUGACUUGAACAGCCGAUUGAUGGUGAGGAAACUUUGGGACACGCUGCACGUUCCCAUCUUCGCCCUGGUGGACGCCGACCCUCAUGGCAUUGAGAUCAUGUGUAUCUACAAGUAUGGAUCAGUGGCAAUGUCAUUUGAGGCCCACAGUCUGACCGUCCCCAGCGUUAUGUGGCUAGGCCUCCUCCCCUCAGACCUGCAGAGGUUAAGAGUUCCUGAGGAGUCCUUGAUUCCCCUCACCAAGAGAGAUGAAAGCAAACUGAACAGUCUGCUGAAGAGACCGUACCUAAGCAGCCAGCCUGAAUGGCAAAAAGAGAUGGAACUGAUGCAGCAGACUAAGGUCAAGGCUGAGAUCCAAUCCCUGGCUGCCAUAGACCCUGACUUCCUGACCAACAUCUACCUGCCCAACAAACUUCGCUACGGAGGCUGGGUAUAAGAACAAGGCUGCCCCUUAGUGGACGGAUAAGUGAACUUCUGAGUUUACUUGAUAAAAUGUUUAAAAAUGUUACACAUCACCUUAUUGGAUAGACUUGAAAGUUAUUGUUGAAUAUAUAUUUGUGUGUGUGUGUGUGUGUGUGUGUGUGUGUGUGUGUGUGUGUGUGUGUGUGUGUGUGUG
Austrofundulus limnaeus is the source of this 1363-nucleotide messenger RNA. It is a transcript of the gene spo11, whose product is annotated as SPO11 initiator of meiotic double stranded breaks. Lineage: Eukaryota; Metazoa; Chordata; Actinopteri; Cyprinodontiformes; Rivulidae. Gene Ontology annotation, biological process: reciprocal meiotic recombination; meiotic DNA double-strand break formation; meiotic DNA double-strand break processing. The transcript has 13 exons. The coding region runs from base 2 to 1183 and encodes 393 amino acids. Gene Ontology annotation, cellular component: nuclear chromosome. The record is from RefSeq and is a predicted model, not a curated record. Gene Ontology annotation, molecular function: DNA topoisomerase type II (double strand cut, ATP-hydrolyzing) activity; DNA binding; ATP binding.